UUCGUUUUAAUUUUUCAGAUAAUGCAACUUCAUCACCAACGACAACCGUCAUCAUUAUCUACUACUAAUUUAUCUGUAAAGCUAGCAACAUCUAUUCCAAGUGCACGAAAUCAGCAUACUUGUCAACCAGUGAAUCUUCUAUCAACAUCUAUAACGAGAAUGUCAGGAAGGAUAGUCAACUUUUCUUCACCACUAUACAUCAAUAAAAACUUCGUAUCUUCAUCAGUGCUUUUAUCUAUUAUUGCUUGGUCUGUUACAAUACUAUUGAUAUCGUCUUGCCUUGAUGUUGCUGACGCUGGUAUAGUCAUGGGUCAUUCACUUGGCAAACGGUCCUAUUUCGAUUUAGGCUGCAAGGGUGUAUAUGACAAAAGUAUCUUCGCACGACUUGAUCGUGUUUGUGAAGAUUGCUUUAAUCUGUUCCGAGAACCUCAACUUCACACUCUAUGCAGGCAAGAUUGCUUCAAGACUAAUUACUUUAAGAGUUGUAUUCAAGUUCUAACUCUUGAGGAUGAAGAGGAAAAAUUCCAGGAAAUGAUAGAAUACCUCGGUCGCAAAAAGUAA
Messenger RNA from Cotesia congregata, 561 nucleotides. The record is from the annotation of a GenBank genome assembly. Lineage: Eukaryota; Metazoa; Arthropoda; Insecta; Hymenoptera; Braconidae.